AUGCUGAAUCCAGAAAAGAACAAGACCGCUCUUGGUCCUACCAGCGUUGAUGAUUCUCUCGGUGUAUGCAGCAAUGACCUCGUUGGGUCAGGCGAGAUGAGUGAAGUCGACGAAGCGAUGAAGAGGAGAGUUCUUCGAAAGACGGAUUUCAUCAUUCUUCCAAUGAUGUGUUUUGUGUUUUUCUUCCAGUAUUUGGAUAAACAAAGUCUCGCCUACGCCUCAGUCUACAGGUUGGUCACAGACUUGAAUCUGGCUGGGACGCAGUAUUCCUGGACGUCUGCCAUGUUCUACGUUGGACAACUCGUCUCUGAAUUCCCAAUCAUAUAUCUCAUGUCCAGGCUCCCUCUCUCGAGAUUUGUUGGUAUCACCAUUGUCAUCUGGAGUAUCGCUUGCAUGUGCCUCGCUGCUCCCAAAACCUACGGGCAAUUCCUCGUGGCGCGAUUCUUUCUAGGUGUGACCGAAGGUGCAGUCAGCCCUGCAUUCAUCACCAUCACGAGUAUAUGGUACAAAAAGAGUGAGCACCCACUCAGAAUAGGUUGUUGGAUCACUUGCAACGGCCUCGCCUCGACAUUAGGUGCACUCCUCAUGUACGGAAUUGGCGAAAAUAAUCACAUUGCUUUAGCAAAGUGGAGGGUCCUCUUUCUCAUCUGUGGAGGCCUUACCACGGCACUUGGUGUUGUCUUUUAUUUUCUCAUGCCCGACAAUCCGCAGACGGCUUGGUUUCUGACGCCAGACGAGAGAGUUGCGGCCGCUGCCCGACUGGCCGAGGAACAUGACGGCGGAGACAAGACCGACUUCUCCAUGGCGCAAUUGCGGGAAGCAAUGGUGGACUUUAACUCGUACUCUGCGUUCCUCUUCGGUGUCUUGGUCACGGCUCCUGCCCCUGUCUUGACGUUCGCAUCGCUCAUGAUCAAGCGGCUAGGAUACACGUCGGCACAAACGCUUAUAUAUAAUUCACCAGCCGGAGCUGUCCAGAUCCUCGCAAUCUGGGCUGGCGUGAUUGCCUGCAAAUUGUUUCCCAGGAACCGCUGCCUCGUGGUUGUGGGCUUGAUCAUGGUACCGAUCGCUGGCUGUAUCAUGCUUUUGACUCUGCCAUUCCAAGGCUGGCCCAUCAUUGUUGGGUCCUGGUUGGGAGGUACUGGAUCUAGUAUCUUUACUAUCACGAUGAGCCUCAACGCAUCAAACGUCAAGGGUAACACGAAGAAAUCCAUCGUGAACACGCUAUAUUUUGUAGGAUAUUGCGCCGGCGGCAUCGCGUUUCCCCAGCUUUGGAGCUCAGUGGACGCGCCGAGGUAUACAAAUGGUCUCAUCUGCUCUCUGACAGCCUGGGGCCUCUUUGUUAUCCUCAUGUUUGUUUACUGGACUGUUGCAGCGCGUCGGAACAAAAGCAGAGAGAAGAUGUGCGAAAAUCAUCAGGUGAACAACUACGAGUUUGGUGCAGAUGUCACGGAUUUGGAGGACAAGACCUUUCGGUACAGCACAUAA
Pestalotiopsis fici W106-1 is the source of this 1485-nucleotide messenger RNA. RefSeq lists its product as uncharacterized. Bases 1 to 1485 code for a protein of 494 amino acids. Gene Ontology annotation, biological process: transmembrane transport; tripeptide transport; allantoate transport. Gene Ontology annotation, molecular function: dipeptide transmembrane transporter activity; allantoate transmembrane transporter activity. The transcript is spliced from 7 exons. The record is from RefSeq and is a predicted model, not a curated record. Gene Ontology annotation, cellular component: plasma membrane. NCBI's taxonomy places the organism in Eukaryota, Fungi, Ascomycota, Sordariomycetes, Amphisphaeriales, Sporocadaceae.